AUGGAUAAGAGAAAGAUAAUACUUGCAUCAUCAACUUCUUUUGAUGACGAACAUUCUGCGCCUCCUGAAUUAACUUUUAUUUUCAACCAUACGACAACGCCCUUUUCUUACUCGGAACAACCGUCAAUGAGUAAUAUCAUAAUUAAUGGAACUAAUGAGAUGCUAACGAAUAUUACCAUCGAACAUGUGCAGCAACAAAUGGAUCAUCCAAAAUUUAUAUGCAUCAUAGCAAUUGGAAGUGUAUUUGCUUUUUUAACAACAGGUGGUAAUUUAAUGGUUAUGGUAAGCUUCAAAAUUGACAAGCAACUGCAAACAAUCAGUAAUUAUUUCUUAUUCAGUCUUGCUGUUGCUGAUAUUGCUAUUGGAAUAGUAUCGAUUCCAAUAAUGACAUAUUAUAUGGCUGCUGAUACUAUUUGGGGUUUAGGCUAUGUAAUGUGUCAAUUUUGGUUAUGCCUCGAUUAUAUGAUGAGCAAUGCAUCCGUUCUCAAUUUAUUGCUAAUUUCAUUUGAUCGAUAUUUCUCUGUUACAAGACCAUUAAGCUAUCGACCAAGAAGGACUGCAAAGAAGGCAUUCCUGAUGAUUGCUAGUACUUAUAUUGCUUCAGCCAUGCUUUGGCCACCAUGGAUUAUUAGUUGGCCCUAUAUUGAAGGUCGAUUUACUAAUUCUAAUCGUUGCGUUGUACAGUUUAUUGAAACGAAUCAAUUUGCAUCUGUUGGUACAACAAUUGCGGCAUUUUGGUUACCUCUUGUAAUUAUGAUUAUAUUAUAUUCACGAGUAUAUUAUGAAACAAAAAAACAGCAAAAAGAUAUGUGCCUUUUGCAGGCAGGCCAGAAUCAAUAUAAGAAAGACAAGGAAAAAACAAAAUCAAACGCCUUAACAAAUCUAAGCAAAAAUGGAGGACGAACAAUAAAUUCGUUGUCAAAUUAUCCAUCAAAGAUGAUAAAAAAGCGCAAUUGUUGCUUGCGGAUUUGUUAUGAAAAAACGACUGAUAGCUCUACAGUGGAUGAAAGUGUCGAUGAUGUUCAUCAAAUUGGUCCAGAUGAAAUAUCAACAGCUAGCAGUAAUUACACUCGAUAUUACUGUGCGCAAAAUCGUUUAAAACGAUCACCACCAGCAAGCCUGGAUAAUCAGGGAAAUAAUAUUUUAUUAUCGGAAACAGUAUCAAUAACAGGAAAUCAAAUUCCCAAGGACAAAUCUUCCACAUACACUGUUUUAAUUGAAUUAAAAGAUAAUGAGAAAGAACAAUCACGUAUACGUCUUUCAUCAUACGAUUCGAAUACUUCCGAGGUAUCACGACUUGUAGGAGAUAAAAUAGAAGAGACUCGUAGAAAUGUAAUUUCACAACGAGCUUCAAAUGGAACAAUUAUGGCCAAGUAA
Molecule: messenger RNA, 1377 nt
Organism: Acanthocheilonema viteae
Lineage: Eukaryota; Metazoa; Nematoda; Chromadorea; Rhabditida; Onchocercidae
Source: the annotation of a GenBank genome assembly